Hippocampus comes (tiger tail seahorse) is the source of this 2173-nucleotide messenger RNA. RefSeq names its product gamma-interferon-inducible-lysosomal thiol reductase-like. The record is from RefSeq and is a predicted model, not a curated record. The coding region runs from base 109 to 855 and encodes 248 amino acids. Lineage: Eukaryota; Metazoa; Chordata; Actinopteri; Syngnathiformes; Syngnathidae. Gene Ontology annotation, cellular component: lysosome. Gene Ontology annotation, molecular function: oxidoreductase activity, acting on a sulfur group of donors, disulfide as acceptor. The transcript has 7 exons.
CCACUGAGGAGGAAGUGCAAAAACAGGGAAACGCUGGCUGAGAGUUUAUAAAAGUUGUCACGUAAGUUUUUAGUGAGCUUCAGUUAUUAGACAGUUUAGUGUCAGAAAAUGAAGGUUGAUUUGCCAUUUACGUUGACUUUAAUCGUACACUUUAGUUCUCUGUCUUCGUCAUGUCCUUACACUCUGGCGCAGUGCUGUUCGUCUCUCAACUCUGCCGUUCAGUGUGGGGUGUUGAAACAGUGUCCCCACACUAACUUGACCAAUUCUCAUCAGGCAGGGGAGCCUGUCCACUUGGAUGUCUACUACGAGAGUCUGUGUCCCGACUGCAUUCUGUACCUGACACAGGUGCUGUACCCCACAUGGGUGCUGCUGCAGGACAUUCUGUGUGUCCGCCUGGUUCCCUUCGGCAAUGCGCAGGAGAUACCCAGUGAGGGCAAGUAUAUAUUUAAGUGCCAACAUGGAGAACAGGAGUGCCUUGGCAACAUGAUUCAGACGUGUUUGUUGAACAUGACCGACAAUGCCUUCCUCAUCAUCUUCUGUAUGGAGGCCUCCACUGAUGUCAUCGCAGCUGCCAAGAGUUGUGUUCAUCUGUACAGUCCCAAACUGAGCUGGGAGCGCCUCAUGAGCUGCGUGGAUGGAGAUGUUGGAAACCAGCUGAUGCAUCAGAACGCGUUGAGGACUAAUGCUCUGGAUCCUCCGCACCAGUUUGUUCCCUGGUUGACCAUUAAUGGGGCACACACAGAUGACCUGCAGAAGAAGGCUACAACUUCUCUCUUCCCGCUUAUCUGCAGCAUGUACAAGGGCAUCAAGCCUGUGGUGUGUGGAAAUGUUGGCCAGAAACACAGAAGGAUCUAAUGGCGCUUUACAAUGAGUGGCUCGAUUCUGACUCUGCUUCAGGUGUGGCUACUUGGGCGAUAAAAGGCCAUGCUAAAAUGUAUUGUUUUUACUCUCUUAGAGUAUUGCAAGCUGAUUGAGCUUCUACACAAUAUCGCUAUUUGCACGAUUGGUCACUUCUAAUUUAUAAGAGAAGCUCUUUCAUACUUUUAUCUCCAAUAGACUCUAUUCUUGUCAUGGUCUUCUGAUUGGACUUCCUCAAAGAGCAUCAAACAGCUGCAGCUUGCAUUCUCCUAGAACAAAGAGAUCAGAAUGUGUUACUCUGGUUCUCAAGGCUUUACACUGGGUGCUCCCAGUCAGCUGUGGAAUAAACUUUAGUACUGACACUGGUCUAUAAAUCGCUGAAUGUUUUUUGUCCAAAGUACAUUCAUGAAAUGCUACUUGGAAUUGAAACGCAGUAGGGCUCUGAAGUCUGCAAACUCAACUCAAUUAGUGGAGCGUAGAGUUCAAAGCAAACAUGGUGAAGCAGCCUCUUAUGCUGCACACAAAUGGAAGUUGACUACUAUGUGCUGCUAGUACUUCUAGUGAUGAUAUUACAUUCAACUAGAUAACAUGCAGUGCUUCACUAGGAGUACAGGUAGCGCAUAGAUGUCAACCAGUGCAACCUUUUACCUCAUUAGUACAUGUAGUAGUCCUGCUAGUGAUGACUCAUACAUGGACCUUAAGAUGGACAUCAAAGAUAUAGAUUAAAUGCUCUUAACAGCUUGCCUUAAAGCCAUUUGAACAUUUUUUGGCGGCACACUAGUUUCCGUUCAUAAUUCAGCGCACAAGUAAGAUAAAGGAAGAGGCUGUUUAGAAUUAUGUAAACAAACAGAAAAAAUAAAUAUAAAUAAAUAUCGCAUUGCACAAAUGGGGGGGGGGACAUAAAUGAACUAUACUGCAAUAAUUCUAACUUUGUUUCCCAGUGUGCUUCCAUUACUUUAUCUUAAGGAUUAGAUUGAACAUUCCUGGGACAUGGUUGACCUCAAGCAUUGCUGCCCCCCCACCAAUGCCGCACUGUGUGUUCGCACAUAACGCAUAUGCCAGAAAUAGACACAGAGUUCUGGAAUAAUUACCAAUGGGUAAGGAUAUUCUAAGGACAUCAACAUGCACAUUCCUACAUCCUUUUUAUGCCACCUAGGGAAAUAUGUUCAAUGAAACAAAAACACGCAGAAGUAUAAAAAUCCAAUUACAAUUACAGCACGCUUAUGGAUGACAUGUGAGCCUCUAAAGAUCAAAUAGAAAUAUUUCAAUAUGAAGCCUCUUCUAAAAUUCUAUUGGAAUAAAAAUUUCAUGUGCC